Ochlerotatus camptorhynchus is the source of this 2360-nucleotide messenger RNA. Its product is annotated as coagulation factor VII-like. Gene Ontology annotation, molecular function: serine-type endopeptidase activity. NCBI's taxonomy places the organism in Eukaryota, Metazoa, Arthropoda, Insecta, Diptera, Culicidae. The record is from RefSeq and is a predicted model, not a curated record. Bases 27 to 2132 code for a protein of 701 amino acids. The transcript is spliced from 7 exons. Gene Ontology annotation, biological process: proteolysis.
UGCACUUGCAGCGACCAGUCGUAACGAUGCAACCGUCCGGCUUGCUUGGAUUGGCAGUGUUCGCAGCUAUCGUCCGCUUGACGAGGGCCAGCGACAGUGAUGCCGCCAAUCGAAUCGCUACCUUGAAAUGUCAACACUAUCUGGACAUGGUUUCGAUCCCACACGAAAUCAUGACCCUGGAGAUGGAUUCCCGCGUCCGGAAGGUGUUCAGCGUGCAUUGUCCGCUGCACAAUCCGUACGUCGUUGGCGGCAGGCGGGUCGCGAAGCACGAGUUUCCGCACAUGGUUGCCCUCGGCUUUCUAGGAUUUGGUCGAGGUACUACUGGAGUGUACGUGUUCGAGUGUGGUGGAACGCUGAUUAGUGAACAGUUUGUCCUGACGGCGGCGCACUGCAUCAACAAUGACCUGAUGAUCGUUCGAGUGGGAGUGGUGGACCUGAACGAUUUGGAGGCCGAGGAUUUCCGCAUCGAGGAGAUGAUCGUUCACAAGGACUACUCUCCGGAAACCAGGUACGACGACAUAGCUUUGCUCCGGUUGAGUCGGAACGUGACGAUAUCACUUCACGUGCGGCCAGCUUGCUUGGGUACCGAUCGAACGGAGCGUAUUCACAGGGCUACGGUCACCGGAUGGGGGAAAUCCAGCCAAGAUUCGUACCUUUCCGACAAGUUGGGGAAGGUGUCCUUGGAUGUGCCUACCGAUCGGAGGAGGUGUGCCCGGAUGUACCGGGGCGCUGGCCAGAGUCCACUGAUUGAUCGACAGAUCUGUGCCGGCUCGUUGGAGGGUAAUCAGGACGCUUGUCACGGCGAUUCCGGAGGACCGCUGCAGGUGUUCGAGGAAGGCGAGUGUCGCUACCACGUGGUCGGGGUGGUUUCCUAUGGGAAAAUCUGCGGCUCGGCAGAGUACGGACUGUACACGAGGGUUUCGCGGUAUCUGGAGUGGAUUGUCGAGACCGUAUGGCCGAAUGAGUGGACAGACAAGGAACAUUGGGAAAGUGAAGUAACUAAAGUGCCCGAUACGAUGCAGGCUGGAUCACUAUUUGGAUUGUUGGUCGUUUGGAGCUGCCUGGUGGCAACAAGUGCCUUGACAGAGGGCGACUCGUGCCGCUUCCGCCGUGGCACUGGAAUUUGCGUCAGUUAUAGCGAGUGCCGUCCACUGCUGGAAUCCCUGGGAGGCCGAAUCAACAUUUGCACCUUCAACUCGCGGGAAGCCGUCGUUUGCUGCCCACCGGAUUACCGAACCCAACUGCAGCAACUUGCGCAAGAGAACGCCGAUCUGAGCGUCAGCGCCAGAAAAUGCAAGGAGUACCUGCGCGAGGCCACACCCACCGUGUACCUCAGCUCGUUGAAACCGAACGCCGAAGUGAUCCAGAAGCGCGGUAAGACGUGCUCCACCGAUAACAAACUGAUCGUGGGUGGAGAGGCGGCUAAGCUCGGUGAGUUCCCGCACAUGGCCGCCCUCGGUUACCGGAGCGCACCGGACGAACCGCUCGAGUUCAAGUGCGGUGGUACGUUGAUCAGUGAUCGGUUCGUGAUGACUGCGACACACUGCUUCACUCAGGAACUGCAGAUCGUUCGGCUGGGGGAUUUGAAUUUGAUGUCCGAUGCGGAUGGAGCGUUUCCGAAAGAUUUUGCUAUUGAGAUGGCUAUCAGACAUCCGAAGUAUUCGGCCAAGUCCAAGCACAACGACAUCGCACUGCUGAAGCUGGCCGGUACGGUUAAGUUCAGUACGAAGAUCAGGCCGGCUUGUCUGUACCAAUCGGCGGUCGUAGAUGAGCAAAAGCUGACGGCCAUUGGGUACGGAGCUGUGGAGAGUUACGGUAUGAGUUCCAACAUCUUGCUAAAAGUGGUCCUGAAUCAGUACGAUCAGACAACGUGCAUGAACUUUUACAGAAGUAGAGGGGCACGGGGGAUCAUCGAUAGCCAGAUGUGCGUCGGGUAUGAUGACGGUGGUCGGGACACUUGCCAAGGCGAUUCCGGUGGGCCGUUGCAGAUCCGUGACGCCGAAAACGACUGUCUAUUCCACGUGGUGGCCAUCACCUCGUACGGUAGCUUUUGUGGUGGUUCGGUACCGGCCGUCUACACGCGUGUCGGAGCCUUUAUUCCAUGGAUUGAAUCGAUCGUUUGGGGUGUCUGAGCGGAGCUACUGCUGAUAGCGCAAAAUGUUAAAUAGGUUCACAUCGUUAAUAAUAAAGGAAACCGACCAUUUGUGCCAUUUGUUGCUCAUCUAAUGGAGACGUAGCGACAAUCGACACGGCGAAGAGUCGUGUUGGUCGGUUAAUGGGAAGAACGUGUUUUGUGUAGUGAUGAAAAUUCCCAUGCCAAUCGGGAAAAACCCGUUCCGAGCGGCAGGUUAAACCUGUUU